UUCCACUAAUUAUCCAGAAUGGUUACACAGAGGAUUUAUUCUACUUAUAUGGUGACUGUACGAUGUACGUAGCUCAUUGAAAUCUCAGGCUGAUCAUUGCUGAAGCUACCACAGGCUCUUGGGUUCUACUGAAUGAAAAAAAAAUCCUCAAAAAUUGAAAGACUUGUCGCUCGGAUCCAGCAUAGACACCAUGCCAGUUCUGUCAACAGCAGCAGGAUUGCAUGAAAUAUUGGCUCUUCUGACAGCACAGCUAAGACCAGAUGCCAAUCUCACAGCAGAAAUUGGUUUCCUGACAGAAGUCUUCAGCGAACAUAGUUUCAACUCACUCAUGAAGAUUCAUCAGAAGCUGCAGCAAUUUGUUAGACAAGGACCAACUCCUGCCCUACAUAGUGCAGCAGCUUUAGCCGAGGAUAUAUCAGAAGAGCUGCAGAGUGGACAGAACAGCAAUGACACGAGAGAACUAAUGCAGUUAUUGGCCAAGCCACACCUACAGGCUGUGCUGUCAGCUCAUGACACAGUAGCUCGCAAGGCCUUUGAUCCUGUGCUACCACCAAUGCCAGACGACCUCGAAGCUGAGGAGGAGGAGGAAUCUAUGAAGAUUGUCCGCCUUGUGAAAAAUAAAGAGCCAUUGGGAGCGACAAUCAGGAUGGAUGAACAAACGGGCGCCGUUGUUGUUGCACGGAUCAUGCGCGGUGGGGCUGCAGACCGCAGUGGUUUAGUUCAUGUUGGAGAUGAACUAAGAGAGGUCAAUGAAAUCCCAGUUGAGCACAAGACACCUGAAGAAAUCAGUCAGAUUCUGGCCCAGUGUCAGGGUUCAAUAACGUUAAAGCUAAUUCCAGCUGUCAAAGAAGAGGACCAGCUAAAUGAAACAAAGGUACACGUGAGAGCCUUGUUUGACUAUGACCCAAGUGAGGAUAAAGCGAUUCCCUGUAAAGAAGCAGGGUUACCUUUCAGGAAAGGGGAUGUCCUUCAGGUUGUAAGCCAGGACGACUCUGUGUGGUGGCAAGCAAAGCGUGUGGAAGACGUAAACCUGAGGGCAGGCCUGAUUCCAUCCAAAAAGUUUCAAGAGAAACGACUUGCCUACAGGCAAAAAAAAGCGAAUUUGGAACAAGAGAAAAGCAGUAAAAGAUCAUCCUAUGACCAAAGUUGUGAGAAAGAUGACUGUGAUUGUGAUGGGUAUUUGAAUGGGCUGUACAUAGCUGGUUUACGGAGAAGUUUUCGACUCAGUAGGAAAGACCGACAUGCAAAUCAAAAUGAACAGAAACAGACUGAGCAGAAAGAUGCAGAAUAUCUAACCUAUGAAGAAGUGGUUGCCUACCAACGCCGCCCCAAUGAUGUGCACAGGCUGGUGGUGCUUGUUGGUUCUAUAGGAGCUAAGGUUAAUGAGAUGAGACAAAGGAUUGUAGCAGAGAAUCCCAACCGCUAUAAUGUGGCCGUUCCUUCAACAACAAGGCAAAAGAAAGUCCAUGAGAGGCAAGGCUUGGAAUAUCAUUUUGUCAGUAAACUUUCAUUUGAAGCAGAUAUUCAGAAGAACAGAUUUGUUGAACACGGAGAAUACAAAGACAAUCUAUAUGGAAUAAAUGUAGAUUCCAUUCGUACAAUUAUGCUGAAAAAAAAGAUUUGCUUAUUGGAUGCAAAUCCAGAAACAAUUAAAAACCUCAGGACAGCAGAAUUUAAACCAUAUGUGAUACUUGUUAAACCAUUUCUUCAAGAACCAAAGGCAAACACAUCAACAGCAGAAACAUCAGGAAAUAACAAUGUUCAAGAACUAGAAGAAGACAAAUAUCAGGAAAUGGUCCAGUCAGCAGCUUAUAUUGAAGAGCAGUAUGGUCAUCUCAUCGAUAAAGUCCUGGUGAAGGGUGACCUUCAGACCGCAUGCAGUGAAUUGAAAACAAUUCUGGAGAGUAUAGAAAGGGAUACGUUCUGGGUACCAGCAAGUUGGGUCCGUUCAUAG
This is a messenger RNA of Hemiscyllium ocellatum (epaulette shark), 1954 nucleotides long. Its product is annotated as MAGUK p55 subfamily member 3-like. Gene Ontology annotation, molecular function: protein binding. The record is from RefSeq and is a predicted model, not a curated record. The transcript has 19 exons. Bases 191 to 1954 code for a protein of 587 amino acids. NCBI's taxonomy places the organism in Eukaryota, Metazoa, Chordata, Chondrichthyes, Orectolobiformes, Hemiscylliidae. Gene Ontology annotation, cellular component: plasma membrane; cell-cell junction.